Molecule: messenger RNA, 441 nt
Organism: Brassica napus (rape)
Lineage: Eukaryota; Viridiplantae; Streptophyta; Magnoliopsida; Brassicales; Brassicaceae
Exons: 1
Coding region: 1-441 (146 amino acids)
Source: RefSeq, a predicted model, not a curated record
AUGGGCCCGUACGUGAUAAAGGAAAGGAUUGGCACAGUCGUGUACCGGCUGGCACUACCGUCGGAAUUGUAUGAUUUCCAUGAUGUGUUCCACGUCUCAGUGGUACGGAAGGUUGUACGAGAACUCGAGCUAAUCCUGCCGCAUCCACCUGCAGAUGCGCAACGUAACCUGUCGUUGGUUAGCAAACCAGUGAAGAUUGUGGAUGAAAAGGAAGUUGAUAACCGUGGAUGGAAAGAAAAGAUGGUGCUCGUGCGCUGGGAGAGGGAUGGAAUCCAUGAGGAUGAAAGAAAAGAUGGUGCUCGCCGCACCCGAGCCCCUAGCCAUCACCUCCUUGAUUCGGUUUCGUGCAAGCAACUGAGAUCUGAACCACAAGGUAAGACUGUGCUCUCUAGCUCUAUGUCAUUGGGAAUGACGGAUCCUAAACCCUCCUCUCUCUUGUGA